ACAGAUGUAAACCGCCUCGUUUCAACUCCUCACAGCUCUGUAAGUUAUUUCGGCGGAACCUGGUCGAGCGGGGCUUGUCUUUGCGUCAGAGAGAAAUCCCUUAUCGAUUGGCUGCUCCUUGUGCAACGAGGAGGCGUAUAAAAUAGACACUUUUAAGGAAUUUCACAGACAUUUAGUGGGUUACACGGCUUGGAGGUGGACUGAAAGAUUCUUCCGUACAAUUUUUAGUCAAUCUCAAGUGAAGAGCAUGCAGAGCUGCGCUAAAUCCUGGCGUGUUGUCAUCAGCAGGUCGAUCAACGCUCGCGCGCCUUACAGAAAUAUCAGCAAUAAAGGGGAUGUUUUUAAUAAACUUCAAGUUUUAAACGCAGAUGUGUCUGCAAAUGUGCGCUGUAUGGGAACCUCACAAGUUUUGUGGUCUAGGAAGAUAGAACGAAUUUUGCCGAGACAUGAUGAUUUUUCAGAAAGACACAUUGGACCGGGUGACAAAGAGAAAAGAGAGAUGCUCAAUACCCUUGGACUUGAGUCAGUCGCUCAGCUUAUCGAAAGCACAGUUCCCGCAUCCAUCAGCCUGGGAAGAAGUUUGAAAAUGGACGAUCCUGUGUGUGAGAAUGAAAUUCUUGAUUCGCUUCAAAAGAUUGCAUCGAGGAACAAGAUGUGGAGGUCCUAUAUUGGAAUGGGUUAUUAUAACUGCUCGGUCCCACCAGUCAUACAAAGAAAUCUGCUUGAGAAUUCGGGAUGGUUGACCCAGUACACCCCCUACCAGCCUGAGGUCUCUCAGGGGCGUCUGGAGAGCCUGCUGAAUUAUCAGACCAUGGUCUGUGACAUCACGGGAAUGGCAGUAGCUAAUGCAUCACUGCUGGAUGAGGGCACUGCUGCUGCUGAAGCCAUGCAGCUCUGCAACAGGCAAAGCAAAAGAAGAAUUUUCUACAUUGACCCACGCUGCCAUCCACAGACUAUUGCAGUUGUGCAAACCAGAGCCAAUUACAUUGGUGUGAAGACUGUUCUCAAGCUUCCUCAUGAGAUGGACUUCAGUGGGAAGGAUGUUAGCGGUGCGCUCUUCCAGUAUCCAGACACUGAAGGCAGAGUGGAAGAUUUCACUGCACUUGUUGAUCGGGCACACAAGGGUGGUGCACUGGCUUGCUGUGCCACAGACUUGCUGGCGCUCUGCAUGUUGCGUCCUCCGGGUGAGUUUGGCGUUGACAUCGCCUUGGGCAGCUCACAGCGCUUCGGAGUACCUCUUUGCUAUGGUGGGCCUCAUGCUGCAUUCUUUGCAGUCAAAGAAAAUCUGGUUCGGAUGAUGCCAGGAAGGAUGGUUGGAGUGACCAGAGAUGCGGCUGGUAAAGAGGUUUAUCGUCUGGCUCUCCAGACAAGAGAGCAGCACAUCCGCAGGGACAAAGCCACCAGCAACAUCUGCACUGCCCAGGCUCUUCUUGCAAACAUGGCCUCCAUGUUUGCGUUGUAUCAUGGUCCACAAGGAUUGAGGCACAUUGCAGAGAGAACCCACAAUGCAACGUUGAUUCUCUCUGAGGGCAAGUUUACUUUUUUGAAUCCUGUUUUUUUUUUUUUUUUUUUCUUUGUUUUUUUUUUUUUAAUAAGAAAUGUUAUGGCACUGAAUGUUAUUUUCAUUGUUGUAAAAGGACUAAAAAGAGCUGGGCACAAACUCCAACAUGAGAACUUCUUUGACACGCUGAAGAUCAACUGUGGUGUGGCCGGCAAGGACAUUUUGGAAAAAGCUAUGCAGCGGGAGAUCAACCUGCGGGUGUACAGUGAUGGACUGCUCGGAGUGUCUCUGGAUGAAACGGUCACUGAGAGAGACUUAGAUGAUCUGCUCUGGAUCUUCGGUUGUGAGUCCUCAGCUGAGCUUAUUGCUGAGAAAAUGAGUGAGCGAACAAAAGGACUGAUGGCAAGCCCUUUCAAGAGGACUAGCAAGUUUCUUACCCAUCAAGUGUUUAACAGUUACCACUCAGAGACCAAUAUUGUACGUUACAUGAAGCGCCUGGAAAAUAAGGAUAUUUCCCUCGUACACAGUAUGAUUCCUUUGGGUUCAUGCACAAUGAAGCUGAACAGUUCCUCAGAGCUCAUGCCAAUCACCUGGAGAGAAUUUGCAAACAUCCACCCUUUCGUGCCACUGGAUCAGGCCGAAGGUUAUCAGCAGCUCUUCAGACAGCUAGAGAGAGACCUUUGUGAGAUUACAGGAUAUGAUAAGAUCUCCUUUCAACCAAAUAGUGGCGCGCAGGGGGAAUAUGCCGGCUUGGCUGCAAUCAAAGCCUAUCUAAAUUCCAAAGGAGAAUCUCACAGAACAGUUUGUCUGAUUCCCAAAUCCGCUCAUGGAACAAACCCUGCCAGCGCUCAGAUGGCAGGAAUGAAGGUUCAGGUGGUGGAGGUGGAUAAAGAUGGCAACAUUGAUGUGUCUCACCUUAAAGCAAUGGUGGACAAACAUAAGGCCAACUUGGCUGCCAUUAUGAUCACAUACCCCUCCACUUACGGUGUGUUUGAGGAGAAUGUGAGUGAAGUGUGUGAGCUCAUCCAUCAGAACGGUGGACAGGUGUACCUGGAUGGUGCCAACAUGAAUGCACAGGUUGGAUUAUGUCGACCAGGAGACUAUGGCUCGGAUGUUUCUCACUUGAAUCUGCAUAAAACCUUCUGCAUUCCUCACGGUGGUGGUGGCCCUGGAAUGGGACCAAUAGGAGUGAAACAACAUCUUGCCCCCUUCCUGCCCUGUCAUCCAGUGGUGAACAUGCAAUCCAAUAAUGCAGGAAGUUCUUUGGGCACCAUCAGUGCUGCUCCCUGGGGCUCCAGCGCCAUCCUGCCCAUCUCAUGGGCUUACAUUAAGAUGAUGGGUUCAAAGGGUCUUGUUCAUGCUACAGAGGUGGCCAUCCUUAAUGCCAAUUACAUGGCUAAAAGACUGGAAAACCACUACAAAAUUCUUUUCAGGGGCACUAAAGGAUUCGUUGCUCAUGAGUUUAUUUUGGAUGUGCGGCCUUUUAAAAAGUCUGCUAACAUUGAGGCAGUUGACGUAGCAAAACGACUCCAAGAUUAUGGAUUUCAUGCACCGACCAUGUCAUGGCCUGUGGCUGGAACUCUGAUGAUCGAACCCACAGAGUCUGAGGACAAGGCUGAGCUCGACCGCUUCUGUGACUCGCUGCUGGCCAUCCGACAGGAAAUCGCAGACAUCGAAGAGGGCCGAAUGGACUCCAGGGUUAAUCCUCUCAAGAUGGCUCCUCACUCACUGGCCUGUAUUACCUCUACCACAUGGGACAGACCUUACUCCAGAGAGUAUGCUGCUUUCCCCAUGCCUUUCGUGAGACCUGAGACCAAGUUCUGGCCCACAAUUUCAAGGAUCGAUGACCUCUAUGGAGACCAACAUCUCGUCUGCACCUGUCCACCUAUGGACGUCUAUGAGUCUCCAUAUGAGGAACGGGCUUCUUCGUGACCUCAUUACUCAAUGAAAUGCUACUUCAUCCAAAUGAACCAUUCCCAUCAAAUAUGAUCAUUUAUUCUUCCCUGUGAUUACGGUUUCUUCGGUACGUUCAUGGUGCCUCAGAUUUCCUAAUGUAUACAAUGCACAAAUAGCUGGCCUCUCCUCUGUUACUCUACUAAAACAAUCCAAAUCUGAUUCGGAUACUGUAAUCCACCUGUAUAGGGGUUCGUUUAUUUGUUCUUUUUAUAUUUUUAUUCACUGUAUAAAAAAAUAUUCCGUGUUUUGGUCUGUUUGUAGGCAUAACUUACUGGCAUUGUUCUCAAUGUUAACAUUCAUUUUAUAGAUGUAAUGUAUGUUUUCUAAUUAUUUAAGGAAUAGAGCCUGUUUGUAGCCAUUUAAUAAAUAUUUUAAAAUGAA
This is a messenger RNA of Carassius carassius (crucian carp), 3838 nucleotides long. Its product is annotated as glycine dehydrogenase (decarboxylating), mitochondrial-like. Gene Ontology annotation, biological process: glycine decarboxylation via glycine cleavage system. The transcript is spliced from 24 exons. Gene Ontology annotation, cellular component: mitochondrion; glycine cleavage complex. The record is from RefSeq and is a predicted model, not a curated record. Lineage: Eukaryota; Metazoa; Chordata; Actinopteri; Cypriniformes; Cyprinidae. Gene Ontology annotation, molecular function: lyase activity; glycine dehydrogenase (decarboxylating) activity; glycine binding. Bases 248 to 3433 code for a protein of 1061 amino acids.